AUGACCGAGCUCAAGGCCCGCACCGAGGGCUGCGAAGCGAGUAUCAAGGCCAACGGCGCAGCCAUCGACGCCACCAACGCUGGCAUGGCCCGUUUGGCCGACGCCCUCCGCAAAGAAUUGGCCAGCGCCCUGGACUCAAUGGCCACCAAGGAAGAGUUGCGGGCCGUUCAAAACCAGGUCGAAGCUCUGAAGCGUCGCGUGGAUACCUUUGACGAGCGCUUUGAAACCAUGGAGAACCAACUUGCUACCGUUGAGCGAGGCAUCGCCCAAGUCAACCGCCGUAUCGAUGCCAGCGACGAACGACUUGAGCGGGGCCUCCAGCAGAUUGCGGCCAUGCGCACCGAUCUGGAGCGCCAGACCCGCGAGCUUGAAAACGCCAUGGAUCAGCUGGCAGCGAUGGCCGCCAGCAAGGCCGAGCGAGAAGAGGUGGCCGAUGUUUUGCGGCAGGUUGUAAGUUUACGUGCUGCUGUCGAUGCAAUCGACCUGCGGACCCUCAACGAGCGCAUUGAUCUGAUGGACGAGCGCUGCGACAAGCUCGAUGAUGCCCAGAUUGAGAUUCGUCGCGAGGUGCAAGUAUGGCAGCAGGACAUGGAGGAUUUGCAGCUGGAGAAGCAGAUUGAGACGUUGCGUCGGGAGCUGGCCGAGGCCAAGACAGGCGUUUUUGUCAAGGCUACUGCUCGGAUGGACAAUAUGCAAAAGGAGACGGAGGACCUGCGCGCUCACCUGGUCAACGCGCAAGGCCAGAUCCAGCUGAAUCGUGAAAACAUUGAGGAGCUGGAAGAGCUGGCUCGCGAGGGUCAUACAAACCACAUCCCGGCCGGGCCCCAAAAGGCAGGCACACGUGCUUUGUUUGAUCAGCUGCAGGGAGAUAUUGCCCGCCUUGAGUUGCGAUAUUCCGAGGCAGCCAAGCGUGAAGCCCAGGGCUUGGGUCGUGCCGAAGAGACAGCUCAACAUCUCGAGAUGCUUCGUGUCAAGCUCGACGAGCUGGCCCAAGCCAAAGCCGACCGUGAAACUGUGGAGCGGGCGCUGCUCAUCAAGGCCGACAAGGAAACGCUUGCCCGCGACACAGCGCGCAACCUGCGUGCCGUGGACGAAGCCCUCCUGGCCAUGAACCAAGGCACGCAGGGAGUCCAACGCCUUUUGGAACGUCAAGAAGGUGCCAUGGCCUCUCUUAACGCCCAGCUUGCCACCAAAUCAGACCGCGAGGAAGUGGAUCGCAUCAAACAACGCCUGGCCCAGACACAUGCCAAUCUCAGUGCUGAAGAGCUUCAACAGCGCGCCGAGGCCGAGUACAGCGCUCUGCUGCCCGAUGAUGGUUCCGCCGCGGGCUUUCGCCGGCCCCUUGAACCCUAUAGCUGCAUCAGCUGCAACCGACCACUUCGAUCCCCUCAACCUGCUCCCCCCGUCCCCUUGUUGGAAGGGCGUUUGUCCGCAUUACGCCGAUCUACCAACAGUCGGCCCACCUUGUCCAAUGGCACAUCCAAGACGGCUGCUGAGGUUUCAGCUGAAUCCACGCGCACGCUACGCAACCCCAACGCUACGUACACUGCCCCGCGAUAUUUGCAAAAUAAAAGUCGUUCAGCUUUGGCCCCAACGAGUGACAGCGAAGACACGGCGCCCGAGUAG
Molecule: messenger RNA, 1626 nt
Organism: Monosiga brevicollis MX1
Lineage: Eukaryota; Choanoflagellata; Craspedida; Salpingoecidae
Exons: 2
Coding region: 1-1626 (541 amino acids)
Source: RefSeq, a predicted model, not a curated record